AAUUGCUUCAUUGAUAUUCAUUAAAAAAUGGAUAAUAAUUGAUAAUUCAGAAAGAUGUUAAAGCUCUUCAUAUCUUUUUUUUAUGAGGAACAGAUUAUAUUUUCAUUUAAUGUAAAAAAUAACUGAAACUUGAUUUUCUCUAUUUUCUUACUGUUUAAAAAUUACUAAAUGUUUUGUGGGCAGUUUGUUGAUCGAUUAAUAAUUAAUUUGCUAGGCUAGUUAUCCAAUUAUUAUUAUUUUAUAGUACCAAUUUACAGAUAGAUGUUGAAGAGUGCUUAUCUGUUGAGAGUUUAUAAGCAGCUGAAAGGCCUGAAGGUUUUCCUUAAAUAGGAUUUCCUUUUUAUUUUGUAGUCUUGUGGUUUAUUAGAGGUAUUUAGAUUCGACUGUUUUAUUUGCUGCUUAGUAACAAUAUGUACAGAGAAGAUAUUGCUCUUUCAUUCUUUCAUAUCGUAAAAUCCAUCUGUAAAAAUUUCAUAAAAGAGAUAUUGAAUAAUAAUAAAUCACUAAGUAAUAGAUAAAAAAUGGAUUUUCAAGAAGAAAUUAAUGAGGAAUGCCAAGUUGGAAAGAUAAAAAAAUGCAUAACAAAAGAAUGAAUGAUGUCAAAUCAAUCCAUAAUUAAUUAUGGAACAAAUUUGUUUCAUUUUACAGUUAUCAAUUAGCUUUUAACAAUUUUUAUCAUUCUUUUGAACUUUCUGUAAGUUCUCUAAAGCACAUUAAUAUAUUUCCUUCAUUAGUAGUAAAAUGUAAGAAAGUAAUUGACUCACUGUUAGUAAGAUAAGUAGAUAAUUCCUGUAUGAAAUAAUCAAAUACACUAUAUAUACAGAUAAAAGAAUACGUUGUUUGGACAUAACUUUUAUGCGAACACAUUGUAAGCCUGUUAUGAUUAACUAUAGGGAAACAAAUUGUUAAAUAUUAAAUCCAUUGUGUUUCAUACGCUUUUCGAUAUUUCUAAUAAUGUACGAUGUUUGUUUGAAUGAGUUCCAUGGUUUCCUUUGAUGGAAUUAUAAUAUGAUCAAGCAGUUGCAGGCCGGCGACAUCUAUGUGUGAUAAUUUAUACCUAGGGGAAGGUUGCAAGGCAGAAAGAGGGAGGAGAUUAGAGAGAGCUGUAUAAAAGGUAGAAAAUGCUUUAUUUCUAUCUCUGAGCUACGUUGAAGUAGUAUUUGUAUAAAUAAUGAAUAAAUCGGUGUGGAAAGCCGAAGAGUGGAGUCAUCUUGGCUAUAAUUUAACAGCAACGUGGCUAUUUUCCUGUUUCAUUUUGGGAACGACUUUAAAUAUCAUUUGUUUGGUUAUUCUUUUUAAGAUAAAAAGCAUUUCAACAAAUAUGAAUCCUUUUUUUAUAAGUUUGAGUGGGGCAGAUUUAGCUGUGUCAGUCUUGGCAACUCCAUUCUCAUUUAUAUCAACUGUUUCCAGGGAGUGGUUGUUCGGUGAAAGUGGAUGUACAUGGUAUGGCUUUAUAUCGUAUUUUGCAGGUCUUACUCAAAUAACUACAAUAGCUGGAAUUUCUUUCGAAAGAUAUUUAACUGUUGUUAAACCCUUCAACAUAGCUACGUCAAACUCUAGACGCACAGGAGUUAUCAUAGGUUUUUGCUGGCUGUAUUCUCUAAUUAUGUCAUUACUACCAGUUUUAGGAUGGAAUAGGUAUGUUCCAGAGGCUACGAAGACUUGGUGUUCCAUAGACUUUCUAACUAACAAUAAAACUGCUAAAUCGUAUAUUAUUUUUAUGUUUACUUCAACUUUAAUACUGCCGUUUACUAUUAUUAUAUUUUCAUAUUUUUGCCUCUUAAGAAGAGUACGAAAACAAGCCCGCCAAACUAGUGCAACAUUAGGCAAAGGAACUACGGCCGUUUUGGAAAAACGUUUAAUUUUAAUGAUUUCGACUAUGGUGAUUUGUUUUGUCGCAGCAUGGACACCCUAUGCAGUAGUCGUCUUAAUGGGAACAUUCAAAUAUAGACAUCUUAUUGAAGGAAAUAUAACAGCUCAGACUCUACCAUCACUCUUUGCUAAACUAUCAAAUUGCUACAAUCCGUUAAUUUAUCUCGGACUGAACAAACAGUUUCAAGAAGCAUUAAUAAACCUAUUUAGGAUACCAGAAACAUCAAGUUUUCUGAGUAGAUUAGGAACACCUAGCAGAAGAGAACAAGGAAAAUCAUCUCGAGCUGGAGAUGAGUCUAUGGAAUUACGGAGUAAAAGAGACGAUCCAAGCACUUCACAUCAUCUCCAGCCUUCUAAAUGAAAAGAUUCAUUCUGUUGACAUAUACUCUUUUUAACCAACUCCUAAAAACAGCACUAGACUAUACAGGACUGACAAUCAUCUAAAGUAACUAUUUUUAAUAGUUUUUAAUUAAUCUUUUAACUAUGUAGUAUAUCUUGUAAACAACUAUAGCUUUUCAGUUCAUGUUAUUUCUAAAUGAUUUCAUCAUGCACCUUUAUUUAAUACACGUUAUUUUUU
Dimorphilus gyrociliatus is the source of this 2449-nucleotide messenger RNA. NCBI's taxonomy places the organism in Eukaryota, Metazoa, Annelida, Polychaeta, Dinophilidae. The record is from the annotation of a GenBank genome assembly.